This is a messenger RNA of Triplophysa dalaica, 3895 nucleotides long. Its product is annotated as coiled-coil domain-containing protein 171-like. The record is from RefSeq and is a predicted model, not a curated record. The coding region runs from base 247 to 3708 and encodes 1153 amino acids. NCBI's taxonomy places the organism in Eukaryota, Metazoa, Chordata, Actinopteri, Cypriniformes, Nemacheilidae. The transcript is spliced from 24 exons.
CGCUCAUAGUGAGGGAGGAAUAAACCAUUUCAUACAGAGAAGGACGAGUUUGUAAAUAUUUACGAUUAAUGCCACAAUGGACGCUGAAGAUGGCGGCACAUUCGCACAGACGCGGACUCCUGUAAACACUCCAAAACUUUUAUUCAAACUCAUUCUGAAGUGGGGAUUUACAUUCAAUUUGGAUAAACUGAUGAUGACGUGCAUUUGUGAAUUUUAAACGGAUGAUUUAUUUGUCACACUGACCUCAUGCCUCAGUCAUCUGCUACCCGGCAACGCCCUGGCAACCGGGUCAAACGGAAAGACAGCGGACCGCAGGAAGUCACCCUGUCACCUCGAGACUCACAGGAUGAGAUCAAUGGACUGAGACACCAGAUCGAUCGGUUGCAGAAAGACAGACGGGUCAGUGAGAGAGAGACAGGCGACAGCUUUACUAUCACUGCAGAACUGAGGUGGAAACUCAACCAGCUGGAAAAAGAGAAGCUGCAGUUCACAUCAAAAUACAACGAGGAGGUGUCACAGUAUGAAGCUCAGGUUGCCCGGUUACGGGCGCAGGUGGAGCGUGGAGAGGCUCAGCGACAGACGCUGGAGUAUGAUGUUGCCGUGGCGAGGAGGGAUGUUGCGGUCGAGAGGAGAAAAACUGAAGACGAGAUGAGAGACCUGAGAGAACACAAUCAGAAGCUGGAGGGUGUCAUCUCAGAGCUGCAUCAGCGCAUGUGUGAUGUUCAGAGAUCUCUGGAGAUCACACAGAAGGCACGAGAAGAUGAUCAUCAGGACCUCCAGACGCAGCUGCACGAGAGAGACUGUCUGCUGCUGAGCGCAAACGCUGAGAACCACCGUCUGCACGCUGACAAGAGCCGUCUGGAGACGCUCAUACAGGAACAGACCGACACUCUACAUCAGAUGAAAGAAGAAAUGGAGAGAAUGAAGAGAGAGAGAGAGAGUGACAGAGAGAAACUGAAAAACACAUCAGCAGACGUGCAGCGCAGCACUGACAGAGAACACAAACUGAGAGCCGACCUGCAGUCAGCUCUGGAGAACGUGAAGGUUCUGGAGCAGAAUGUUGAGUCAGGACGAGUCGCUCAGCUGGAGUCUAAAUUCAACUCUGACAUCAUGCAGGUGAAGCUGAAGGAUCUGGAGGAAGCUCUCGGGCUGGAGAAGAGCAGUCACGCUGACGUUGUGUCCCAUCUGGAGAUGUUGAAGCAAAAGUUGAGUGAGGUGGAGAGAGCGUACACUCAUGAGAAAGGACAAUCACAACACAUCACACACAAACUCACACAGAUGGAGAAAGAUCAUAUAAAAAUGAAGACUGAUCUAGAUCUAGAGCUGGAUCAAGAGAAGGCCAGGUCUGCUGAUAUGAUUGGUCAGCUAGAGAAGGAAAGGGCGGAGUCAUUGAAGCUGUCAGUCAGACUGCAGGAGCAAGAGAAAGAGUGUACAGAGAGACAACAGCAAAUCAACAAGGUGCAGAGGUCUCUGGUGUGUGUGCAGCAGUCUUAUGACAGUGUGUUGUGUGAUAUUGUGGAGUUGUUGCAGGAGUAUCAGCAGCAGGGGGCAGCACACACUCAUCAUUCAGAAGGAGAUAAAGCAAACGCAUCUGCUCAGUUGGACAUCCUGAGAAGAACCUUACACAACUACAAAACACAGUUGCAGGAGAGUGAUGUGGUGAUGCAGAAGUUGAAUCAUGAGAUGAUAGUGAAGGAUGAGAAGAUCACAGAGCUACAGAAGAACAUACAGGAGUGUGAGGCGCGGUGUGUGUGUGUGAACAAAGAGGUGAAGCGGUUGCGUGUGUGUGUUGUAGAUGCUGCAGCCGAUGUAGACAGAGCUCAGAAAGAUCUGCGCAGACUCGCACACAAGCUGCAGGACGAGAAAACACAACACACACACACCCAAACCCAGAUGAACACACUCCAACAACAACACCAGAGAGACACACAGGAGAAGUUGUCAUUCCUGCACGUGUUGUAUCAGCGUCUGGUCGCUGGAUGUGUGUUGGUGACACCGGCACACAGCAUGCUGGGUAGUUUCUCAUGGGGUGAGCUUAAUGCUAUGGUACAAGAGCAUGUGGAUGCAUUGACCUCUGACCUUACCGCAGCCAAUCAGAAGAUGUCGUGUUUGGAGAGUGUGUGUGAGGGACGAUCAGCAGCGCUGGAGAGAGUGAGUGAUCAAUUGAAACAACAAGAGGAGGUGUGGAGACAACAACGCCAAGAUCUCAACACACACCACGAACACACCAUCAGCCAGCUUCAGCACACAAUACAGGAUCUCAGCAGGCAGCUGGAGUCGGCUGAGGGUCGUGUCCGCUGUCUAGAGCUCAGUCAGUCUGAGCAGGAACAGGAAGUGAGGCGUCUUCAGGAGUCAGUGGGCGUGUGUGGUCGUGAGGAGGCGUGUCUGUUAGCGGCGUGUGGUGUGUUGGCGGGUUGCAUGCGUGCUCUACGCAGACAGGUGUGUGUGCUGAUGUGGCAGAAAGCCGUGUUGCAGGAGCGAGUCUGUGAGGGAGAGAUUCUGCGGAAGGAUGUCAAAACACUAUUGCACGCGCUCACUGACGCCGGGGUCAAAGGUCAGCCAGAAGUGAGAGGUCUGGCAACAUGCAGGUUCCGGCGAUGUGUGAUCGCAGUGCUGGCUGCUGGCCGUCUCUGCACGCUCGGGCGGAGCUCUUCUGUGCUGUUCCGUGUUGCCGUGGGUUACGGGAGACAGCCAGAUGUGAGUGUGAAUGAUGUGACGGUCAGAGAGGAAGAUGAAGAUGAAGACCACAGAUUGAUGAAGACUCUGAACUCCUCUGAGCUGCUCGUCCUCAUACACGCAUGCAUGGAGGGAAUCCACCAGGAGCUGAGAGGAACAGACUCUGUGAUGUCAGCAGUUCAGAGCAGAUGUAAGAAGUUGUUUGAACGGCUGCUGUCAGACGUGGACGCUCAGUGUUGUGGGCAUAAUGGGAAGGGCUCGUUGGCACGGCGACUGGGUCUGGGACUUCACAAGCUCACAAGUGACCGAAGCACUGUACACGGCUACACUAACAGCAAGGUUCUGGUUGCGUCUCUACAGAAACACAUUCUGCAGUUCACGCAGCGGCUGCAUUCAGCUGAGGUCGAGCGCCGGAACCUGCGACUGCAGCUCUCACGCAUCAACCGCAAAGACACACACACUGCGUGUGUUCCUGUACAGCGCUUUGAGACUGUAUGUAGUGAGCUCAGAAGUGCCCUAGACAGGGAGCAGUGUGCUCAGCGUCUGCUGCAUGAUCAGGCAACACAACAUCAGCGGCUGGACUUCAGCAUGCAGCAACACACGGGAGAACAACUGAAGAACAACCAGAUGCUCGCACACGCUGUGCAGAGUCUGUCAGACACUAAACGUGAGCUGAAGAGAAAAGAUCAGUGUCUCAGAUCACUGGAGAAACAUUACAACCAAUCACAGCAAACCAUCAAGAGCACUGAGGAGGCACUGAGCACUGCUGCAAAGAAUAAAGAAUCUCUGAUGAGCUACAUCAAAUCUGUGGAGGACUAUUUGAAAGAGAUGAGAGAUGACAUCAUUCAGAGCAGGGGUGUGUCAUCACAGGAUCAUGUGACCCUCCUCUUGCCCGACCCUCCCAGCAUCAUUAGAAACCCACAGACUGACGCCUGUCAGAGUUUGGUGAGAUGUUUCCUGGAGCUCUUUCAGCUAAUGGUCUUGAAGAUCUCAUCCCAGGGUCAAGAGAUGUCAUCAUCAACACACAGCUGAAGAUGACCUGCUGUGACGUCACACCUGUGACAAUCAUUCAUCAUCACACCGCCAGGACCACUGUAUGUAAAUGAGCUCUGUGAUGAUUGGCUGUGUGUUUAAAUAUACACAAUACGUUCAUGUGCUGUAAUAAUCACCGUUGUUCAUUUCUGUUUGUUUUGAAUAAAAACAGAUUGUGUUUACAGUA